UCGAGAGAGGGCAAGAGUGUCCAAGCAUUUGGUAUGCGUUUUCAGAAGGUAUCCGAUGCCCUUAUGACAAGGGGGAAGUUAUCGGAAGUAGAGAGAUGCACUAUCUUUCUCUGUAAACUGACAAAAGGGAAGCGAAAGGCGAUAUUGAGGGAGACGCCUCACGAUAAGUUGGAAUUCUUGGCGUUGCUUAAGCUGUCCAUGAAAGCGACAGCCGAUGAUUAUAAGGAUUUGCUCUGGAGAGGCAUGCAGCGCGAGGAUUAUUCCUUUUACAAGGAGUAUGGGACUGAUAGGUGCCCUGAUUUCAACGACAAGCCUUCGGCAGAACGACGAUAUUUGAUGGACUGGGAUAAAUCCCAUCGGUCAGGGGAUAACGACGCGGUAAUAGAGGAGAUGCAAGAAAAGAUGAAGGAAAUGGCCAGGCAAAUGGCGAAUUUUGAAACGAAGGUCGGAACUACGUACCGGGACAAGCCUGGAUCUCCCUACUCUCUGCRAUGGGAUCGUCGGAAUACCGACCCAUGGAGAAGCGUCGAAGACMGUAACCCUCGGACGCUGGCCGACUAUCGCGCGAGGGAAAGAGAUGGGGACGAGAGGCGACGUAGAGAUGAAGAGGAUCGCAGACGUAGGGAUGAGGAGGAUCGAAGGCRCAGAGAAGAAGACRACCGAAGACGUAGAGAGGACGAAGAGAGGAGGCGCAGGGAUGAAAAUAUAGAAAGAGACCGCCAUCGUGAUGKGUAUCGAGGGGGAGAUUCUURCAUUCGAGGAGACAGAGCCGACCAGUAUCCGYKCAGUCCCAGAGACCAGUACUCGCGCAGUCCCAGAUACGGUGGGAAUGCCGAAGGGUACCGGAGCCCGGRCAACUUUMACUYGAGGGAUAGAGAGGACUCCCGCGGUCGAUGGGAGUCGGAUAGGGACCRCCGAGAUGGAUAUCGAAGCGGUUACGAGCGGACAGAGAGAGGUGGCGAUCGUAGGGAAGAGCCACGCAGACAGYACGAGAGAGGAGGGUAUCCCGCRUUGCCAGGAUAUCCCAAAUCCCCAAACUAUCCUAGAUCCCCUGGGCCAUCCAACCAGGAUGUGAGACGACCGGCUAUUAAGUCCGYAGAGGAACGACCCCCUACACCUAGAAAUUCCUGWAUCUACUGUAGGGGAGACGACCAUCUCAAGAGAGACUGUUCUGACCUCAAACRGGCGAUAGAUGAGGGGCUUGUCGUACUUGAUGAUCRCAAGUACGUCAAGUGGGCGGAUAACCUCGGAGAUGUGUCGAUGUUUCCUUCAAUGAAGGAGAACGUGGAAGCUAGGCGAGUAGUACCAAACAAGGGUAAAGGGGUUGCGAGGAGCCAGAGCGUGAGGCUGAGCCUACCUUUUGAAGAGGAGGCUCCCAUGACGCCCAUACGGGUGGCGGCUACAAAGUCCUUUAGGCCUUCCUCCUCAAAGAAGGCCGACACUGACUAUGUGAUGGCGGAGAAGGACGGACAGAGGAUUGAAGGAGAAGAAGUUAUACUUUCCCCAUGCAAACGUGGAACCAAUAAGUUUACGAUGAAGAGUACUCUAGAUGACAUAGAUACGGUUGAGCCUCUGAGGCGAGCACUUAGGCAGCCAAUGCAGUGCACGAUACUCGAGUACUUGGCUGCUUUGAGGCCUGAGCGAGAUGAUUACGCGUAAACACGUAUUCCUCUGAGCGACGAAGUCCAGAAGGUGACCAAACAGGAGGAGAUACGCAUUGUUGCUGUAUCAAGUG
This is a messenger RNA of Chara braunii, 1735 nucleotides long. The record is from the annotation of a GenBank genome assembly. Lineage: Eukaryota; Viridiplantae; Streptophyta; Charophyceae; Charales; Characeae.